AAAAUAGGAAUCAUAGGCCAAGCCGAAGUUCAGAGGGCCGACGAGCAAGAAGUUUUCUCUCUGUAGGCAUAAAAUACAAGAUCCACCGAAUUCGUCGAUCGGGGAAAGCUUCGACACAACGAGAUGGCCCGCUACGACCGAGCGAUCACCGUCUUCUCGCCGGAUGGUCACCUGUUCCAGGUGGAGUACGCCCUCGAGGCCGUUCGAAAGGGAAAUGCUGCCGUCGGCGUUCGCGGUACCGACACGAUCGUCCUUGGAGUCGAGAAGAAAGCUACACCCAAACUGCAGGACUCCAGGACUAUGAAGAAGAUCGCGAGUCUCGACACCCACAUCGCCCUAGCCUGCGCCGGUCUCAAAGCCGACGCUCGCGUCCUUAUCAAUCGUGCGCGGAUUGAGUGUCAGAGCCACCGUCUCACGCUCGAGGAUCCUGUAACGGUUGAAUACAUAACUCGCUAUAUCGCGGGUCUGCAGCAGAAGUAUACUCAGAGCGGCGGUGUCAGGCCGUUUGGCCUCUCCACUCUUAUUGUGGGCUUCGAUCCUUACACAGGCGAGCCUGCUCUGUACCAGACUGACCCUUCGGGGACUUUUUCUGCUUGGAAGGCCAAUGCGACUGGGAGGAAUUCCAAUUCUAUGAGGGAAUUCCUUGAGAAGAACUUCAAGGAGACGUCAGGCCAGGAGACAGUAAAACUGGCUAUCCGGGCACUGCUUGAGGUCGUUGAGAGUGGGGGUAAGAACAUAGAGGUUGCUGUCAUGACAAAAGAGCACGGUCUUCGCCAGCUCGAGGAAUCUGAGAUUGAUGCCAUUGUUGUUGAAAUUGAUGCAGAGAAAGCAGCAGCUGAAGCUGCAAGGAAAGCCCCUUCAAAGGAAACCUGAUUUGAUUUUGAAAUUUUUUCUGUUUGGCGUUUCUGAGAACCCAUCUUUUCCUUCCUGAAAACUCCCAUUAAAUAAACACUUAAAACUCUCUUUUAUUUAAUGCUCUAGCUUGUAGGUUUUGGCAAAUUACUGGUCUCCUCAUAUGAUCUACUUUCCAAAGUUUCUUGUGAACUCAA
Dendrobium catenatum is the source of this 1049-nucleotide messenger RNA. Its product is annotated as proteasome subunit alpha type-7-like. The transcript is spliced from 3 exons. Bases 124 to 873 code for a protein of 249 amino acids. NCBI's taxonomy places the organism in Eukaryota, Viridiplantae, Streptophyta, Magnoliopsida, Asparagales, Orchidaceae. Gene Ontology annotation, biological process: ubiquitin-dependent protein catabolic process. Gene Ontology annotation, cellular component: proteasome core complex; nucleus; proteasome core complex, alpha-subunit complex. The record is from RefSeq and is a predicted model, not a curated record.